GUGCGUGUGCGUGUGCGUGCGCAUGCGUGCAUGGACAUAGUGGCUGUUUUGCAGUUCUUGUGCAACACUUUUUUGAAUUUCUCAUACUUGACAGAAAUAUUUCAUUUUAACAUCCAAGUAUGCUGUAACAUGAACCACAGUUACGUUAAAAAUGGCUAAGGCGCCGUUAAGUUGCUUAUGGUCAGCCAUACUUGAAAAGAUAGAGUACUAGAGAGUACAUAAUUUUACAACAGCGCAACGCUCCGUGAGGGAGGUUCAGACUGGGUGAAGAACAAUCGCUUGUCACACCUAUCGGGUAACGGUUACCGGGGCGACGGCAUGAAACAUGGAAGGGGAGUGUUCUGGAGGUGGGGAGAUCCCGCCCCUUUUACCUCCGUUCCAUAGGCAGGACAGAGUGGGCAUGCCCCAACCUCUCUGCACGUUCCCUCCCAGAUCUAAAUGAAACCACACUCUGGAAUGCACAUUCUCUCUCUCUCUCUCUCUCUCUCUCUCUCUCUCUCUCUCUCUCUCUGUCUCUCUCUCUCUCUCUCACUCACUCACACUUUCUCUCUCACCGUGUUCCUUACUCACAUGCACACACAAACACGCCCCACAUUCUCACUCCCUCAUGUAAGGCGCUCCAGUGCAGUGUUGUCGUCCUCCAGUCCUGCUCCUUCCUGUUUCCUUUAUUUUGUUGCUGGAGGUUUUUUUUGCACCCAGCUCAGCUGGUCCCUUUGGUUAACUCACAGACCUACACUGGACUGGUGGUUCUUGAGCUGGGUCGGAUCGGAUCGGGUCGUUCUGAAUCGGAACUGGACUUUCUCUGGGACUAGAAGACAGGGGGAACCCUCCACAACACAAAGGGAGCUAACUUGCAAACUUUCAGAACCAGCCUCUUUCUACUCUCUACUCUCUACUUUCUACUUUCUACUGAUCCUGUGCCAGCGGACGGCUGCUGAGAAGCCACAAGUGGUGGAGUAGUAGUGGGGAUAUCCCCAAACGAGCGGCGUGUGUGUGUGGCGUGUGUGUGCUGAGUGCCUCUGUGUGGUUUUGGUGUUUUGAGUGUGGAGGGGUUGUUUCCCCCACGAGAGGAGGUGAUCUCCUCAGGAGGCGUCUCACAGAGGAACCCCCCGAUGGAGGCUGGAGAGGAGGGGCUGGUGGCUGGUGGAGGAGGAGAGAGGAGGCAGCUUUUACACCCAGACUUUUAGGGUGAACAAAAGGAGAAGGUGUCAGGGCAGGCAGGGUGUGUGUGUGUGUGUGUGUGAGUGUGGAUGGGGACAGGACGUUUCAAGGGAAGAGGAGACAGAAACACACCCCUUAAACAACCGCUGAGCGCUACUACUACUGCAGGACUUCAUCCCAGAAACUCGAACUCAGAGAGACAGAGACACACGUACGCACACACACAGAGAGAGAUGGGUUCACUCGCUCCUGUAUCGAAGCUCCAGGCGGGCAAGCUGCCCAGGGUUCUGGACGGCUAAAACGGGACUGAAAAAGACACACACACACAAGCGCGCAGACACUCACACACACACACACACACACACACACACACACACACACACACACACACACACACACACACACACACACACACACACACACACACACACACACACACACACACACACACACACACACACAACGUAAACACACAACAGGUGGUGCUGCUGCUUGAGUCCUGGGUCAGGCGGAGAAUGGAAGCACUGAGGGAGUCUGUUCUUCACUUGACCUUUCAGAUGUCCUCCUACAAGAGGGCCACGCUGGACGAGGAGGAGCUGGUGGACUCGACCUCGGACGACGUCUACCCCUCGGCCAUCAUGCAGGUGUCGCUGAGUCGAGGGCCCGGACCGCGGUGUUGGACGGAGAGGACGCAUAUCGAGAGGAGACUGCUGGUCCUGGUCUGUGCCCUGUCCCUCGCCCUCUUCAUAUGCCUCCUCACACUAGGAGUACACUACAAGUCAGGACACCACGGAGUGUGUUUAUCGGAGUCGUGCGUGGCGGCGUCCAGCGCGGUCUCGUCCUCCAUGGACCGCUCGGUGGACCCCUGCCAGGACUUCUACAGCUACGCCUGCGGGGGCUGGGUCAAGCAGAACCCCCUGCCCGAGGGCAAGAGCCGCUGGGGGCCCUUCAGCAACCUGUGGGAGCACAACGUGGCCAUCAUGAAGCACCUGCUGGAGAACACGACCAUGAAGGGUCUGAGCCAGGCAGAGAAGAAGGCCCAGUGGUACUACCAGGCCUGCAUGAACGAGGCCAAGAUCGAGAGCCUUGGAGCACAGCCCCUUCAGGAGAUCAUCAACGCUACGGGCGGCUGGGGCCUGACGGAGCCGUGGCAAAAGGACAACUUCCAGGAAGUGCUGCGGAUGGUGUCGGCCAACUUUCGCACCACGCCCUUCUUCACCGUCUUCGUCAGCACGGACUCCAAGAGUUCCAACAGCAACAUCAUACAGGUGGACCAAUCAGGCCUAGGGCUACCCUCUCGAGACUACUACCUCAACAAGACCGCAAAUGCAAAGUAUCUGCAGGCUUACCUGGACUUCCUGGUGGAGUUGGGUGUGCUGCUGGGCGGCUCUGAGGAGACCUCCAAGACCAUGAUGCAGGAGAUCGUGGACUUCGAGACGGCGCUGGCCAACAUCACCGUGCCCCAGGAGGAGAGGAGAGACGAGGAGGCCAUCUACCACAAGAUGCAGGCCAGGAACCUCACGACGUUAGCCCCUGCUGUAGACUGGAUGCCCCUGCUCAGGGCCAUGUUCGCCCCAGUGGAGCUGAAUGCGUCGGAGCCUGUGGUGGUGUACGCUACAGAGUACCUUCGGAAGGUCUCAGAGCUCAUCCAGAACACCAACAAAAGCAUCUUAAACAACUACAUGAUCAUGAAAGUUGUGAGGAAGAUGGUCUCCAUUCUCGACCAGAGGUUCCAGGAUGCUGAGCACCGCUUCUUUGAGGUCAUGUAUGGAACCAAAAAGAGCUGCAGCCCACGUUGGAAGCUGUGUGUGAGUGACACAGAUAGUGCACUGGGCUUCGCACUGGGAGCCCUGUUUGUCAAAGAGACAUUUGCAGAAGACAGCAAGACCAGCGCUGAAGACAUGGUGUCCAUGAUCAAAUGGGCCUUUGAGGACAGCUUGAAAGACACCGCAUGGAUGGACCCAGAGACCAAAAAGGCCGCCAGGGAAAAGGCUGAUGCCAUUUACAACAUGGUUGGCUAUCCCAAGUUCAUCAUGGAUCCCAAGGAACUCGACAAGGUCUUCAAUGAUUUUGAGGUUGUGUCAGAGCUGUACUUUCAGAACGUCAUGCAGUACUACAACUUCUCUGGCAGAGUCACAGCCGACCAGCUCAGAAAAGCGCCCAACAGGAACCAAUGGAGCAUGACUCCGGCCACUGUGAAUGCCUACUACAACCCCACCAAGAAUGAGAUGGUCCUGCCCGCCGGCAUCUUCCAGGCUCCAUUCUACAGCCACACAUGGCCAAAAGCCCUGAACUUUGGUGGCAUUGGUGUUGUUAUGGGACAUGAGCUGACGCACGCCUUUGAUGACCAAGGGAGAGAGUAUGACAAGGACGGGAACCUGCGUCCGUGGUGGAAGAACUCGUCGGUGGAGGCCUUCAAGCGGCAGACCCAGUGCAUGGUUGAGCAGUAUGGCAACUACACCAUCAACAAGGAGCCCCUGAACGGCAGGCAGACCCUCGGGGAGAACAUCGCCGACAACGGGGGACUCAAGGCUGCGUACAAGGCCUAUGUGAACUGGAUCAGAAAGAAUGGGGAGGAGGAUACAUUGCCUGCACUGGGCUUGACCAACCAUCAGCUGUUCUUUGUCGGAUUCGCACAGGUGUGGUGCUCAGUGCGGACCCCUGAGAGUGCCCACGAGGGUGUGAUCACGGACCCCCACAGCCCGUCACGAUACCGAGUCAUUGGUACCAUCUCCAACUCCCACGACUUCUCCAAACACUUCAGCUGCCCGGCCAAGACGCCCAUGAACCCCACACGCAAGUGUGCUCUCUGGUGA
Messenger RNA from Engraulis encrasicolus (European anchovy), 3977 nucleotides. It is a transcript of the gene ece1, whose product is annotated as endothelin converting enzyme 1. Gene Ontology annotation, molecular function: metalloendopeptidase activity. Lineage: Eukaryota; Metazoa; Chordata; Actinopteri; Clupeiformes; Engraulidae. Gene Ontology annotation, biological process: peptide hormone processing. The transcript is spliced from 18 exons. Gene Ontology annotation, cellular component: plasma membrane. The record is from RefSeq and is a predicted model, not a curated record. Bases 1677 to 3977 code for a protein of 766 amino acids.